Molecule: messenger RNA, 862 nt
Organism: Neolamprologus brichardi
Lineage: Eukaryota; Metazoa; Chordata; Actinopteri; Cichliformes; Cichlidae
Source: RefSeq, a predicted model, not a curated record
AUUUCAAAUAUGAUGAUUACCAAACAGCCUGUGCAUACACAAUUUUUAAAUUCUUUUUUCUUUUUUGAUUGUGAAUGUUGACUGAAUUUGUUUCUUAAUUGAAAUCUCUGCCACGCUGCAUUUUCCUCAGAUUACUGGCCGAAAGAGAUGUAGUUCUUUACUGUGAUUUUCAUGGUCACAGCCGAAAAAACAAUGUCUUCAUGUAUGGCUGCAAAAACAAAGCCGACUCUACACUGAAACUUCACGCGAGAGUCUUUCCACUAAUGAUGAGCAAGAAUGCUAGCAAUAAGUUCUCCUUUAACAGCUGUAAAUUCCGGGUGCAGAAGAGCAAAGAGGGCACAGGACGAAUCGUCAUGUGGAGACUUGGCAUCAUAAACAGCUACACCAUGGAGGCCACCUUUGGAGGCUCCUCUUUGGGCGACAGGAGAGGAACACAUUUUACUACUCAAGACUUGAAGUCCCUGGGUUUUCACCUGUGUGACACCCUCCUGGACUAUUGUGACCCUGAUCCAAUAAAGAUCACUUACUGUCUGACAGAAUUGGCAUUGCUGCAAAAGGAGUUCAGAGAAAGACUGGGCCAAGAUUUGGGCAACAGCUCUGAUCUCGAAACCAGCACAAGUGGCUCAGAUAGUUCAGAUUCAGAAGGACUCCCACUUCAUUUGCUGAACCAGCCAGAAACAUAUACAGAGCAAACUCCAGUGACGAAAAAAAAGAAACACUUCAGGAGUCAUAAAGAGAGGAAUAGACGACGACCAAACAGAGUAAAAAACAAAACACAGCAAAAGGUCCUGAAAAGCAACACGAAAAGUCUUUAAUCAGCCAGAUCUUAAAUAAAAGAAGAAGUUGGUGAUUCUUAAGUUCA